CCAUCGAACGACUCGAACCCACCAGGCGCCAAGCCCUCUUCCCCACCUUGGAAGGAAAAAAAAAAGGCACCAAAUCGAGAAGGCGAAUCGAAUUCGCCAUGGCUGCUCCGCGCGUGCCGCUCCCCCAGCUGCUGCUCCUCGUCGUCGCCGCGCUUGUCGCGGCCGCCCCCGUCCGGAGGGCGGUUGGGGCCGGCGAGUUCGACGUCCGCCGCCACCUCUCAACGGUCACCAGGUACGAUGUGUCCAGAGGGUCCAGUAGUGUCAACUCAAUGCCACCAAUCCCAGAUGGGUGCCGUGUCAUCCACCUCAAUCUUGUGGCAAGGCAUGGGACUCGCGCUCCUACCAAGAAGCGAAUCAAGGAGCUGGAUAGAUUGGCAAUUAGGCUGGAAGCUCUUAUGAAUGAGGCAAAACAAGGUCUCAAGAGUGAUUCUCUGAAGAAAGUUCCAUCCUGGAUAAAGGGCUGGGAGUCACGUUGGAAGGGUAGGACUAAAGGUGGUGAGCUGACUAGUGAAGGAGAAGAAGAGCUCUACAACUUAGCCACCAGAGUGAAGGAGAGGUUUCAAGACCUAUUUGAUGAUGAAUAUCACCCUGAUGUAUAUUCAAUAAGAGCAACCCAGGUUUCUCGAGCAUCAGCUAGUGCAGUAGCAUUUGGUUUUGGAUUGCUUUCUGGGAAAGGAAAGCUUGGACCAGGGAAGAACCGUGCCUUUUCUGUUCUGAGCGAGAGUCGUGCAAGUGAUAUUUGUCUCAGAUUCUUUGACAGCUGUGAAACAUACAAGGCAUACAGGAAAAGGAAGGAGCCUGAUGUCGAGAAGCAAAAGGAGCCGAUUCUGGAGCAUGUCACAGCUGCACUUGUCAAUCGUUAUCACCUCAAUUUUACAACUCAGGAUGUCUCUUCCCUCUGGUUUCUUUGUAAGCAGGAAGCAUCUUUAUUGAAUAUAACCAAUCAAGCUUGUGGGCUUUUUAAUGAAGCUGAGGUUUAUUUUCUAGAGUGGACAGAUGAUCUGGAGGGUUUUGUUCUAAAAGGCUAUGGUGAGUCAAUUAACUACCGUAUGGGACUGCCAUUGCUCAAGGAUGUUGUCCAGUCAAUGGAAGAAGCAAUCAUAGCUAAAGAAGAAAACCACCCCGAUGGUACAUAUGAAAAGGCAAGGCUCCGAUUUGCACAUGCAGAAACUGUUGUUCCUUUCAGCUGCCUUCUUGGUCUUUUUCUUGAAGGCUCAGAUUUUGAAAAGAUACAACAGGAGGAAGCAUUGGACGUACCCCCUAUGCCACCACAGGGAAGAAACUGGAAGGGCAGUGUUGUAGCUCCUUUUGCUGGUAACAAUAUGCUGGUUUUAUAUCAAUGCCCAGGAAAAACUUCGGAUGCAAGCACUUCUGGGGGUCAAAAUAACUCGUACUUCGUUCAAGUUCUACACAAUGAAGUCCCAGUUUCAAUGCCAGGGUGCGGCAACAAAGACUUCUGUCCAUUCGAGGAGUUCAAGGAGAAGAUAGUCAAACCACACCUGAAGCAUGACUACAACAUGAUAUGCAAGAUCAAUCCCCCUGUGGCGUGCGAUGAGCCUGCUUCGUUCACCACCAAGGUGUCCAGUUUCUUCGUAGGAUUGUUCUCGCAGAAAGGGUACCGCGCCGUGAGCGCUGAAAGCGUCAAGACCGAGUUGUAAGCCACGCUAGCAAUCAUCUGCCACCGUCACCAUCAGACGCAGACCUGCAACCGUGUCUGCGUGCGAGCACGAGCAGAGAACGAGAUUAACCGACGCACUAACCUGAGGUGUUUUGUACGGCCGAGUCGAAACUCGAAAGUGUAUGAGGCGUCAGUUCUUCAGGGAAAGAUGCCUCUGACAAUGUAAAUUCAGUUUCAAUUCAGACUCUUCUUCGUGGUGAGAUGCAUCGCAUCGAGGUCGUCGAGGCGUAGCUCUCCGCUGUUGCAUCA
Messenger RNA from Panicum hallii, 1927 nucleotides. Its product is annotated as multiple inositol polyphosphate phosphatase 1. The transcript has 11 exons. The coding region runs from base 99 to 1658 and encodes 519 amino acids. Gene Ontology annotation, molecular function: acid phosphatase activity; inositol phosphate phosphatase activity. The record is from RefSeq and is a predicted model, not a curated record. NCBI's taxonomy places the organism in Eukaryota, Viridiplantae, Streptophyta, Magnoliopsida, Poales, Poaceae.